Messenger RNA from Lymnaea stagnalis (great pond snail), 1335 nucleotides. NCBI's taxonomy places the organism in Eukaryota, Metazoa, Mollusca, Gastropoda, Lymnaeidae. The record is from the annotation of a GenBank genome assembly.
CCCACCUCUGUGUGCAACUCAAAAUGUGGACACCGCCAGUACAUGGAGCCCAUACCGGGGGACCCUUGCUGUUGGCACUGUAAGGACUGUACGACCUACGAGUACCGCCCCGUGGACACCAAGUGAGUUACCGACCUUUGUUUGUUUCCAGUUUCUUGAUAUCAGACCGGCUUCUGAUCAACUUGAAUUCAAGUUUGCUUGUUGUUUUAUUUGACGGGGGAUUUUAACAUUGUCUGUUAGUCUACGCGUCUUGAGAGAUUUGUUUCACCUUUAAGUAGAACCAUGCCAGUUUUAGAACCACUUCAGUUCUCGUAUUCAAUGAAGUAUUUAAGGAUUCUAGAUUAAGCAUAAUAUCUAAAACGGUGUAUGUGGCAAUCUCAAUAUUCGCGAACCACAUAAUUGCACAUGUAAAACCGAUAUAUCUGAUGGUAGCUGUAAUUAGAAUUCCUUUUUUUUUUCUAUUUCAGAUGCGUGGAAUGCCCAUCAGGCACAGUCCCUGGGGCCAACAUGACCUACUGCAUGGAGAUCCCUCCUGUCUAUCUACGCUACACCGACGCCAUCGCGCUGGCCGCCAUGGCGUUCGCGUCCCUCGGUAUCCUGGCGACCACCACCACGGCGGUCAUCUUCCUCAAGCACAACGACACCCCGGUGGUCAAGGCCUCGGGGAGGGAACUCAGCUUCGUCCUGCUUCUCGGCAUCUUCCUGUGCUACACCAUGACUUUCCUCCUCGUCUCCAAGCCCACCAAGUACGUCUGCGGGUCCCAAACCGUCGGCAUCGGCUUCUGCUUCUCCGUGUGCUACUCGGCCAUCCUCACGAAAACCAACCGGAUAUCUCGAAUAUUUCGCGCGGGGAAGCGCACGGUGAAACGUCCGAAAUUCAUCAGUCCGGAAUCGCAGCUCAUCAUCUGCGCGAGCCUGGUCGCCUGCCAGAUCAUCGUCAGCCUCAUCUGGCUGCUGACCAGCCCGCCCAAGGCCAUCUCCUUCUACGCGAGGCGCGAGGACCACCAGCUGGUCUGCGAGGCCGCCAUCGGGUUCGCGUACAUGAUCGGCUUCUCGUACCCCAUCUUCCUCGUCCUGGUGUGCACCAUCUACGCGGUGAUCACCCGGAAGAUCCCGGAGGCGUUCAACGAGUCCAAGUACAUCGGGUUCACCAUGUACACGACGUGCAUCAUCUGGGCGGCGUUCGUUGUCAUCUACCUGAGCACGUCGCACAACAUCCAGGUGCGCAUCGCCACCAUGUGCUUCUCCAUCAGCCUGAGCGCCACCGUGGCGCUCAUUUGCAUGUUCACGCCCAAACUUUACAUCAUCAUCAUGAGGCCGGAGCGGAACGUCCGG